AUGGCUGAAGGUGCUCCUCCCGUACCACAAGGACUUGGCUCGACUUCACGCCAUGAUUUCGACAACACAGCUCUCGGAAAAUGGCUACAGCAGACGAAAGCCAUACCUGACCUCAAAUUACCUGUGAUUUCGAGCAAGAUAGGUUAUGGACAGAGUAAUCCGACUUAUUUUGUGGAUGAUGCUGCAGGUCAGCGAUACAUUCUCCGGAAGAAACCACCAGGGACGAUUAUCAGCCCUGUGGCCCACCAGGUCGACCGCGAGUACAGGGUGCUCAAAGCGUUGGGAUCUGUGGAAGGAUUUCCAGUACCCAAAGUGUACGCUUUGUGUAUGGAGAACGAUGUUAUUGGGACGCCAUUUUAUGUCAGUGGAAAGAGGCUUAAUCAGUUCGACUACCACGAGAACUGUAAUGCUAACAUUGUGCACGUCCAGGUCAUGGAGUUCAUCAAGGGUCGCAUCAUGAAAGACUACAUCGAGCUCAGUGAGCUUUCGCCGGAAGAUCGUUAUAAAGUCUGGUUCUCCCUCAUUGAGACCCUGGCCUGGCUACACAGUCUCGAUCCCGAUAAAUUAGGUCUCGAAGGCUAUGGCAAGAAGACUGACUUCUACAACCGACAAUGCACGACUUUCUCUCGAAUCGAAGCACAGCAAGCUGCGGUCAAAGACAUCAAGACAGGAGCUGUACUAGGCAGAGCACAUGAACGAUAUGAUGAGGUGAUGGCGUACGUAAGACAGCAUUUGCCGAAAGAUCGAUACGCGAUCAUUCACGGAGACUUCAAGUUUGACAAUGUGGUCCUUCACCCCACGGAACCUCGCGUAAUCGCAAUCCUCGACUGGGAACUAAGCACAAUCGGCCACCCCCUCCUCGACCUCCUCUUCACCCUAUCCCCGUUCCUCGGCGGCCCAAAAGCCAACGACCUCGACUCACCAAGCUCCACACCCUACGACACCGCCCUCUCCCGCCAACAAUACGGCCUCCCAGACCUCGACAACCUCCUCAACCACUACACCAAUAUCGUCGGCUAUGACGUCCGCAAAGACAACAACGGCCGAGACGUGCAGAUUGCGCGAAUCUUUAAUCUGGUGAGAGGCGCGACGAUCAGUCAUGGGAUUCAGGCGAGGACUGUGACGGGACAGGCGAGUAGUGAGGAGAGUUGGAGGUAUUUUCGGAACACGAGGCGGUCGGUGGAUUCGGCGUUGAGGUUGAUUGAGGAGUUGGAGGGAGAAAAUAGGGUGGUGGCGAAGCUUUGA
Messenger RNA from Lithohypha guttulata, 1245 nucleotides. RefSeq lists its product as uncharacterized. The transcript has 4 exons. The record is from RefSeq and is a predicted model, not a curated record. The coding region runs from base 1 to 1245 and encodes 414 amino acids. Gene Ontology annotation, biological process: protein phosphorylation. NCBI's taxonomy places the organism in Eukaryota, Fungi, Ascomycota, Eurotiomycetes, Chaetothyriales, Trichomeriaceae. Gene Ontology annotation, molecular function: protein kinase activity.